AUGAGAGACAGACAAGACAAUGCUAGCGUCAGAACACGGCCUGAAGGCUUGCGCAGCAGUGUCAACUAUCGCCAACCCGCGUCGGGCGGCAACAUAUCCAAUCGACGUACAGCACUCGCCGUAUCCAGCGUUGCAAGCCCUGCCCCGUGGCUGCCUUUCCCUUCGAGGUGUUCCCAACAACAAGGCCCUCAAUUUAGGAACUACCGAAUUCAAAAGCCCGCAAAAGAAAAAAGAAACCACCUCCAGACCUUCUGCCAGAAAAUCCCACGGACUCUCGUGGCUUGGCAAGAAAAGAGGCGCAAUCUUCGUAUCACCACUGCAGACGACAUUCGGACAUUUUUCUAUGACAUCAUCUCACCAGACGGCCCGUCAUCGUCGACGACACCGGCAGACCUGGACGACGUCAAGAAAUACAUUACAAGCAAACGUAGGUCCCCAGGCAAAGCCAGUGACCAGCGAGAUGCUUGCCUGUCUACGAUGCAGGAACUCGUCUUUUUUGGGGAGUGUCUCGUAGCUUCGGUUCUUGAUGUCAAGCCGGCCGAUGUGCAUAAGGCCACCAGGCAGUACUAUUCGGAUUCCUCAUAUGAAGAAUGGAAAGCACGGCGUUAUCGGCGUGCGGCGUUGGUGAUUUCCAAUUGGAUGGGCCAACUAUACAAGGAUUGCAGUUCUGCCGCCUUUGAGCUAUUUCUUCACGGUAUGCAUCUCGAACUAAGGCCGAAGGAAUCACCGCUUACCAGCCGCUUAGUCGGUACUCUGUCCAGCUUCGAGAAUUUGGUAAGAUCUAAUAAGAACAACAAUACCUUCCUCAGCGUGGUGCAGCCGCUGAUACCAACCGAGCUGUGCGUGAAAGACGCUUCGCCUCAUCCGCCUCAUCUAACGUUCUACCUACCCUUCCUCGUCUGGGCCAGCAUCUUCCUCAACGUAAAGGUAGACUGCUUUGACGAAGUCCGCAGCGCAUUCCCGUCGGUCAAAUUUGGUCGUUCCGACUUUGUGCAGUGUCUCUUGUUUCUCUCCGAAGGCCGUCCUGAAGUUCCUAGCCUGGUAGACCAACACCGUCCCGCGGCUGCUAAUGUCCCAUACGACGGAGAGCAGGGGUUUCCGGUGUGGCGCGACAAUAUCCCUCUCUCUUCCUCGCAAACAGCCGCCUUUGGACAUCUCAUACACUUCGAUGCUGGUAUGCCCGCCAUCGGCCAUGAAUUGUGUUUCCCGAAUGAUGCGCAGGCCACAGGCGAUGUAGGCACUGCCGUCGAUUGCUACGGCCUCGGCCGACCGGAUGGGGGCUCAGCCGGCAUCAUAGACAAUGGAUCUGUCGGAGCCGCACUGGCCUGUAUUCCGGAGGGUCUCUCCAACCAGUUUCCAUGGUACACGGGCGCGUUGGGCAAUGGUGCGGCAGUAGAUACGGUCCGGGUGGAGAUGAACACCGGUUCGGGACAGAUAGGCGGCGUCCGGCAGUGUUGCAAAUUGUGA
Messenger RNA from Colletotrichum godetiae, 1467 nucleotides. RefSeq lists its product as uncharacterized. Lineage: Eukaryota; Fungi; Ascomycota; Sordariomycetes; Glomerellales; Glomerellaceae. The record is from RefSeq and is a predicted model, not a curated record. Bases 1 to 1467 code for a protein of 488 amino acids. The transcript has a single exon.